AUGGCUAAAAUACUUAAAUGUCCAGACUGUAAUCGACCAAUAUUAACUGGUAAAACCCGAGAUCUUAAUAAACACAUGAAUUUAAAUGAAAACCUUCGUAAAGGACAAUGUUUACCGGCUUUGUGUUUAAUGCAAAACCCAGUUCCAGCUUCACUAGAAAAUCAGAUACCAGCUCCAGAGGGCAAUCUUAUUUCAUUUGAUGAAAAUCCACUGACAGCAUAUAAAAGAAUUAACGAUGAAUUAGAAGCAAUAGCAGAAAAAACUAAUGAUAGAAUUGAUAUGUGCAAAUCAGGAAAUUAUACAUUAACAUCUAUAAAACUUUUCAAAGAAACUACUUUAGCACCAUUAAAAAAAAAAUAUGAAAGAGAAGCUAUUCAAUAUGAUGUAAAUUUGAUGUAUAUAUAUGAAAUGUUAAAGAAAGAAGCAUCAUGGCCUGUUGUAUCAGAUUAUGAUGGACAAGAACCACCACAUACUUAUUAUGCAAAACUUAGAGCUAUAAAUGAAACAGUCAGACCUUUAGGUGUUGACACUUUUAAUGCCACAAAAAGAGCAAAUAUCAUGAAAAGUAAAAUGACAGGUAGAUUUUUUCCAGUUCCAGCACAAAACCCCUAUAAUGCUAAUGCGAAUAUUGUUACAGAAGCAGAA
Acaulospora morrowiae is the source of this 645-nucleotide messenger RNA. Lineage: Eukaryota; Fungi; Glomeromycota; Glomeromycetes; Diversisporales; Acaulosporaceae. The record is from the annotation of a GenBank genome assembly.